Molecule: messenger RNA, 1530 nt
Organism: Oppiella nova
Lineage: Eukaryota; Metazoa; Arthropoda; Arachnida; Sarcoptiformes; Oppiidae
Source: the annotation of a GenBank genome assembly
GUUCACAUUAAGCCGUAAUUGAUUGUGAAUAUAUAGUGAAUAAAGAAGUGUUUGGUUUUGUGUUCAUAAUUGUCCACAAAAUCACUGAUCAAUUGCUUGUCUUUCACUGUUGUCUUCACGCAAAUCGCGAUAAAUCGGUGGAAAUGGCGGACAAAGAGUCAUCGGAGGAGAAGACAAUCGCUCAGGACUUAGUGGUCACCAAAUAUAAGAUGGCCGGAGAGAUGGUGAACCGCGUUUUGAAGCAAUUGAUAGAGAAAUGCAAAGCCGAGGAAAGUGUGCGAAAUCUGUGCGAAUUGGGAGACAAUGGUAUUAACGACGAGACGUCCAAAGUGUUUAAGAAGGAGAAGGACCUGAAGAAAGGCAUAGCGUUUCCCACUUGUGUUUCGGUGAACAACACUAUCUGUCACUUCUCUCCCCUCAAGAGUGAAGUGGAUUAUGUGCUCAAAGACGGCGAUGUCGUCAAACUUGAUUUGGGCGCACAUAUCGAUGGCUUCAUAGCAGUGGUGGCGCACACUCUGGUCGUCGGCGCCUCCAAUGAGGCCAAAGUGGACGGACGUAAAGCCGAUGUCAUUCUUGCGGCACAUUUAGCCGCUGAGGCGGCCCUCAGACUCGUGAGACCCGGCUCUGAGAACAAUGCGGUGACCGAUGCCAUCCAGAAGGUGUCCGAAUCGUUCAAAUGUAAGCCCAUCUCCGGAAUGCUUUCCCAUCAGUUAAAGCAGUUCCGAAUCGAUGGCGAGAAGUCUAUUAUCCAAAACCCAACCGAAGCCCAGAAGAAAGACCACGAAAAGUGUGAGUUUGAAGUCAACGAAGUCUAUGCCAUCGAUGUGCUCAUCAGCACUGGAGAGGGAAAAGGUCGCGAAUUAGACUCGAAGACAACGGUGUAUAAGAAGACGGACGAAGUGUAUCAGCUGAAGAUGAAGGCCUCGCGAGCUUUCUAUAGUGAUGUGGACAAGAGGUUCGGUUCGAUGCCAUUCACUCUGAGAGCGUUCGAGGAGGAGAAGAAGGCCCGGAUGGGAGUCUUAGAGUGUGUGAAUCACAAGCUUUUAGAGCCCUUUACCGUUCUCUACGAAAAGGACACCGAAUUCGUGGCUCAGUUCAAGUUCACAGUACUUCUGAUGCCCUCCGGUUCCCACAAAAUAACGGGUCUCCCCAUCGAUACGUCUUUCCUGAAGAGUGAGUUCAACAUCGAAGACGAUUCAAUCAAAGCGCUCCUCAAUAGAGGUGUCGGACAUAAGGGCGGGAAGAAGAAGAAGAAGUCCACUCCAAAGACCACGACUGACACCACCGGAGAUAAAGUUGUCAACAAUGGCGUCAAUUCAGCCAAAAGUGAAGAUUAAGUUAAUUUUCUCGACAUUUUUAACUAUAAACCAAAUCAGAGUUAUAAUAAAAAUUUUAUGAAAAUUAAUUAAUUUUAAACGACGGACCACUCAUUCAUUCAGUUAUUCUUGACUCGAAUUCCUCGACUAAUGUUAUGAUAACUCCUAAAGACAUCAAUCGAUUAAUAAUAAAAGUAUUGGUUUUUGCAUUAAA